AUGAAUAACUCGAGGCUGCUCUUUGCUGCCGCAGCAUCACACUGCAUGAUGUGUCCCAGGUCUGCCUCGGAGUGGUCUAUCCUCUUCGCCAUCUUUCUGUCCCUCAUUUGCUUUGCAGCUGAAACGACUUCCGGGCAGGAGGUAGAGCUGAGAAGAGGCACGGUCUAUGCCAGUGGCCUGGCGAUGUGCAAGGCCGGGCUGUCGGCCUUGGCUGCGGUGAUGACGGAGCGGCGCCUCAAGCACUGCCAGUUCACGAUGAUGGAGGCGAAUACUUUGCUGAAGAUGCAGAGCCUUAUGGUCGCUUUUCUGGUCUUCACAGUCCAGAUGCUUUUCCUGGAGGAUCUCUGCCCAGAGGACAAGGCACUUGUGACCGCCCCCUGUGUGGACAGGAGGGGCUGGGAUAAAUACACGGCCUUCGUGCUUUUUGCGGAGGUGGGCAACGGCUGGCUGUCGGUGGCUAUCCUGGCACGAAUGUCCGCGAUUGUGAAGUUCGUCUGCAAGGCGGCCGCAGCGCCCAGUUUGUACGUGGUCUACGUGGCCACGAACUUCCGGCAGCACCACUUUGAGGUCCGCCGCUCGACGUGCGCGAGCGCGCGCGCACGCGCUCCGUUUUCUCCUCAACCCUUGGAGCCCCAGACGGCUGCAGACAGCAGACGCAUCAGAUCAGAUUUGUCCCACUUUGUGCUGAGUGUUUUGUUCAAUACUUGUAACAUUUCCUUGUCAUCCUGUCACUUCCUCGUUCAAGGGAAAUACCCUAUGUAA
Molecule: messenger RNA, 762 nt
Organism: Symbiodinium necroappetens
Lineage: Eukaryota; Dinophyceae; Suessiales; Symbiodiniaceae
Source: the annotation of a GenBank genome assembly